Asparagus officinalis (garden asparagus) is the source of this 947-nucleotide messenger RNA. RefSeq lists its product as uncharacterized. The transcript has 3 exons. The record is from RefSeq and is a predicted model, not a curated record. NCBI's taxonomy places the organism in Eukaryota, Viridiplantae, Streptophyta, Magnoliopsida, Asparagales, Asparagaceae. Bases 65 to 682 code for a protein of 205 amino acids.
CGCGAGAGAGAAGACCCUGGAUCCAGAUCUUACGUCUCCCAAAGCGACGAUAAAAAAAAAAGGCAUGAGAGCUUUGAAACUAGGGUUUCUAUUGUCCUCUGUCUUUCUACUGACGACGCCUACGUCGUCGAAAUCCCCCACCGCCGCCGGCGGAGGCGAAGGAGGAAGGGGCCGAUCGCUGCUGGGAUUCACGGAGACGAAGGGGAACGCCUCUUUCCAGUGCUCGCCCUCCGGCCCUUGCCUCCCUUGCGCCUACUCCGAAAAGAAUGAUGAGAAGUACCGCUGCAGUGAAACUGGGUAUCGUGUGCCUUUAAAGUGUGUAGAAAUUGAAGAAAGUUCAAAGGAAGAGACUGAUGAUAAGAAACAACGGAGGCUUUACUCUAACCGAGGCCUUGAGGCAAAUGCAGCAGUUCACAAACAGUUGAUGAAGGCUGUAAACAAUCUUAAAUGGAGAAGAUUAUUGGAUGAUUCAUCAGCAUCAGAAGGUGGGAAGCAGAGCUAUAUUACUUUCAGGAGCUGUGUUCCGGUGGAUGGCGAAGAAAAGUUGUCUGUUCUUGGUUUUGAGAUGAUUAUGUUUGGUCUGCUACUCAUCAGCGGUCCAGUUGUUUAUAUGAGGAAAAGACAUACUACUUCUGUAAUGCCUGGAGCUGUGAGGAUCCCAUCAAACCCUCCAAGGUUCUAACAUGUAUAAAUGUCAGGAUUGGAUUAAAAGGAUCCUUUGAUCAGAAUGAAGUAUUUGUAGGUUUGUUGUUUUUCCUCCUCGGUCGGAUAUAAGUUGUACUAUGUUUACCCAUGAAUGUAUUAUUUGCACAUCACGUUUGUAAUUCUUUGAAUAGUUUCAUAGAUAAUGUAGUUCAAAUCUGUAUUCUUCCCCCAACUUCUUAUGCUUCUCUUUACCAGAAAUUGAUUGAAGGAAGGGGAUGAAUGAUGAUGCUCAUUUCAUGCCA